AUGCUGAUUCUUGGAAAUGUUGGUGUGGUAUUUGCCCUUAUUUUAGGGAAGAUUCUUCAGCUACUGUUUUUUGGGCAAUUAUACACACUUGAAACUGAGCGGAUAUAUGAAAGUGCUUGUCAUUUCAGACUUUGUUCAGCAAUUGCCUUCCUGGGUUUAGCAGAUGUUUACCUAAUUCGAUACUGGGUCAUGGCCUUUCAAUAUUCUUCAAAUUCAGAUCGCAAUUCCGUUACAGUUCCUACUUUUGCAUUCGAGUGCCUUUUACUACUUAACAGUAUUUUAACAACAACCGGGAAAUAUUUCUUGAACGUGGUGGAGGCUUAUUAUUUAAAAAAUCACGAAGAUGAAGACAUUUGGGAAUCUAAAACUUACUGGAGCUUUAUCUUAGAAGUAAUAUCGCUAUUCACACGUCUAUCAGCUUACUGUACAUUAUUUUUUCUUAUUUUACUACCUUAUCGCUUGUUACCUCUUCAUAUUAUUCGUGAUACCUACAUUACAGCAAAAUCCCUUAUAUCUACUGUUCAGAAGCAUAUCAAAGCAAGACGCGCAAAACGUCAGAUUGAGAAUGUCGUGCGUACUGUAACCCAAGAAGAACUAUCUAACGCUGAUGACGUUUGUAUUAUUUGUCGAGAAGACAUGAUCUUAGAAGAAGGGCAACAUUCUCGUACCAUUCCUAAAAAGCUUUUAUGUGGCCACAUCAUACAUUUUGGAUGCCUAAAAGGCUGGUUAGAACGAUCACUUCGUUGUCCAACAUGCCGAAGAUCGGUUAUGGAUGGUACUUUCCCCGAUCAACCUGGUGCGGCAAACAACAAUGCUGCUAAUGGCAAUAAUGAGAUUAAUCAAAAUAAUGGUAUAGGUUUCAACGCAAACUUUGGGGGUCAAAAUAAUGAAAUUCCUGGUUUAAACAAUCCUGCCAACCCUCAGCAUUUAAAUCAUAUCCAUCCUACACCAACAUUGAAUUUAAAUCAGCACACAUUCUCUACAUCAGCCACUGCAUCACCAUCAAAUUCCGAAAACUUAGCUUUUGUUUCGACACAAGUUUUUAACUUUCCUCAUCAAGCUGAAAUUCCAGAGGGAUUUCAAAUGCCUUAUGGUUGGAACGUAUUGGCAGCCCGUGAAACGCCUGAUGGUGAACUUCAAGUGCAAGUAACUAGUGAUUAUUGGGCUACAGUCAUGCCUUCCGAUCUGCCUCAUACAACCAACGAUAAUAUCGACUUGGCCAAGCACACCGAAAUUUUAAACCAAGAAUCAAGUCAAAAUAAGACUGAUAUUAACACUUCAUCAGCAUUUUCUGUUCCAGAUCAAUCUAAAAAAGGCAAAGAAAAACCUUCCUUUGAUGACAACAUACAACCUGAUUCUCACGAAGAAAAACCUAAUGAGACUAUACCUGAUACUAGUCUAUCGAGUCCGGAGUUAAAACCGGUGAACACAUCUAUGGAGACAUCAAACUUAUAG
Messenger RNA from Magnusiomyces paraingens, 1455 nucleotides. RefSeq lists its product as uncharacterized. The record is from RefSeq and is a predicted model, not a curated record. NCBI's taxonomy places the organism in Eukaryota, Fungi, Ascomycota, Dipodascomycetes, Dipodascales, Dipodascaceae. Gene Ontology annotation, cellular component: cytoplasm. The transcript is spliced from 2 exons. The coding region runs from base 1 to 1455 and encodes 484 amino acids.